Hydra vulgaris (swiftwater hydra) is the source of this 1333-nucleotide messenger RNA. RefSeq names its product chitin deacetylase 8. Gene Ontology annotation, biological process: carbohydrate metabolic process. Gene Ontology annotation, molecular function: hydrolase activity, acting on carbon-nitrogen (but not peptide) bonds. NCBI's taxonomy places the organism in Eukaryota, Metazoa, Cnidaria, Hydrozoa, Anthoathecata, Hydridae. The record is from RefSeq and is a predicted model, not a curated record.
AAAAAUGGUUCUACUUUUGUUACUAACUUUAGUAGCACAUAAAAUGUCUGCCAACGUAAUCAGAAGAGAUACUUUACAGACUUUGUUUGAACUAAAUUCUGCAUCUGAAAAUAACUUUAACCAAUCAUCAAUCAUUCAAGCACCAACGCCUACAACAUUUGAUGCCACAAUCACAAUGCUUCCAGAAAAUGUUCCAACGGAAAGUUUUUUGGUCGAAACCACUAAGUCAAUUUUUUCUUUAAAUGAACCCAUGAUAAUGGAAACUUUUACAACCUCAACUCAAACCAAUUUAAUCUCAAAAAAUCUAAUUUUACCAGAAUCAUCUGAAUCUGUAUCAAUUUGUAAUGUUAAAAACUGUCUUUUACCAUCAUGCAGAUGCGCGGGAACAGAUAUACCUGGUGGAUUGUCGAAAGUUAACACCCCGCAAAUAAUCUUAUUUACCAUGGAUGACGGAGUUACACCAGAAAACUAUCAGCUUUACAGUGAGUUACUUGAUGGCUUGACUAACUUUAAUGGGUGUCCAAUCAAAGCAACGUUUUUCGUAUCUGGUGAUAAUUCCGACUACGCUUACGUAAAGAAAUUGCAACAGAGCGGUCAUGAAAUAGCAGAUCAUUCGGCAACUCACAGAUUACCAGAAGAAUGGUGGAGUAAAAUAGCCGCUUUAGAAGACCUAGAAAAAGAAAUUUUAACACAAAAAAGUACUAUUCAGCAAGAAGUUGGAACAACUACACUUGGGUGGAGAAACCCAUUUCUUGCAAGCCAAGAAAAUACGUUUAAAGUGUUAGCUGAAAAUCAGUUUUUGUAUGACAGUUCGUUGGGAACCACUCCGGGUACGCGAUGGUGGCCAUAUACAUUGGAUUACUUACCUUCCUUACCGUGCUACAUGACUAACUGCCCAUCAUUUACGUAUCCUGGAAUUUGGGAAAUCCCGUUGGUUACACUGCAAUGCGACGAAUCAGCUACCACGUUUGCUACAAUGCUCGAUGAAUGUACAAACUUAGUAACUGAAGAAAGUACGUAUAACAUGUUAAUGACCAACUUUAAGCUUCACUACGAGGAUAAUAAGCAGCCUUUUCCCAUGUUUGGCCAUUCGACUUGGUUCGAUAAUGCAUCUUACCGUAAAGAUGCUGUCAUAAGGUUUAUGAACGAUGUUCGAAAGUUCAACGACGUAUACUUUGUCACUGCCCAACAAGCAAUUGAAUGGAUAAAAUCACCGGUCGGUCUUGACAAUAAGCCUUUUUCGUGUAAUUUAUAAAUGUCACUUUUACAGCAUUACAAUUUUUUGAAACAAGUUUUAAAUGUAAAUAAUAAUUACUUCAAUAAUAUUUCUCAU